Messenger RNA from Lindgomyces ingoldianus, 741 nucleotides. RefSeq lists its product as uncharacterized. The transcript is spliced from 9 exons. Bases 1 to 741 code for a protein of 246 amino acids. The record is from RefSeq and is a predicted model, not a curated record. Lineage: Eukaryota; Fungi; Ascomycota; Dothideomycetes; Pleosporales; Lindgomycetaceae.
AUGUCUGCAGCUCAACCAGCUGUUGAGCUGUCUCAGACUAGCUCUACGGCUGAGGAGAGAAACGCUACCGACAGGGCAAUAUGCAUGGUGGUUUGUGCGUCCUCGGUUCUCUCCUCACACCUUACAAUACACUGGUUCAAUUCACCUUGUUUGGAUCUCAAUACCUUGGUGACUCGCCUACCUUAUGACCCCUGCUCAGCUCAUGCGAGAUUAUCUGUAGACAUGAAAAGAUCACACCUGGGCUACCCUAAGAGCUCUCUGGCGCCUAGAUACGGGCAGCCUUAUGAGCACGAAAUUUGCUACCGUGCUCAUGGAAUUGUGCUUCUGAAACUUCCGGCCCAUCUAGCAAUCAAUCCAGUUCCUCAUGCCUCUGGUGCUACUCCUAGCUUCACACUAGACUUCCUUCAGCAAGACGCUGGUGGCUGCAUCCUAGAGCUUAUGACGUGCUGGGAAAGAAACCAGCCGCCCUACAUUGUCAUCUUACUAUUUAAACCCUUCUAUCUUGUAAUACACCAAUUGAAUAUUCGAUUCUUCGCUAACCCGAAGGCUGCAACCUUUGCAGGCAAUCUUGCAUGCCCCACACUAUCUGCAAUCCUACUCCCCUUUCUUGAGAUGUCCAGAUGGCCGAUAGAUUCAAGGACCUUUGUAUUGUUUGCUCCUCGAUAUGCUAACAAUAUUCUAGACCUAGCAAACAGUACAUCCUAUGGCUAUUCCAACGUCCAACCUCACACUGAAACCUAG